GCCAAUGGCAGCGCGGGCGCCCAACCGCGAAGCCCCGCUCCCCCGGAGGACCCCCCGGGGGCCGGCCUGCCGUCGGGUUUUCCGCCGCAGUCCCCGCCCGCGACUGGGGACGUGGCCAGCGACAGCUACAACAACGUCUUGCGCGACACCGAGGGGCUGCGCGAGCUCGGGGUCACCCACUACCGCUUCUCCAUCUCGUGGGCGCGGGUGCUCCCCAAUGGCAGCGCGGGCGCCCCCAACCGCGAAGGGCUGCGCUACUACGGACACCUGCUGCAGCGGCUGCGCGAGCUGGGUGUGGAGCCCGUGGUCACCCUGUACCACUGGGACCUGCCCCAGCGCCUGCAGGACGCCUACGGCGGCUGGGCCAACCGCGCCUUGGCCGACCAUUUCAGGGACUACGCCGAGCUCUGCUUCCGCCACUUCGGCGGCCAGGUCAAGUACUGGAUCACCAUCGACAACCCCUACGUGGUGGCCUGGCACGGCUACGCCACCGGGCGCCUGGCCCCCGGCGUCCGGGGCAGCGCGCGGCUCGGGUACCUGGUGGCGCACAAUCUCCUCCUGGCUCAUGCCAAAACCUGGCAUCUCUACAAUACUUCUUUCCGUCCAACUCAGGGGGGCCAGGUGUCCAUCUCCCUAAGUUCCCACUGGGUCAGUCCUCGAAGAAUGACGAACCACAGCAUCAGAGAAUGUCAGAAAUCUCUUGACUUUGUACUAGGCUGGUUUGCCAAACCCAUAUUCAUUGAUGGUGACUACCCAGAGAGCAUGAAGAAUAAUCUUUCAUCUCUUUUACCAACUUUUACUGAAUCUGAGAAAAAGUUCAUCAAGGGAACAGCUGACUUUUUUGCUCUUUCUUUUGGCCCAAUCUUGAGUUUUCAACUACUGGACCCUCGCAUGAAGUUCCGCCAAUUAGAAUCUUCUAGCCUGAGGCAACUGCUUUCCUGGAUUGACCUGGAAUAUAACCACCCUCAAAUAUUUAUUGUGGAAAAUGGCUGGUUUGUCUCAGAGACCACUAAGACAGAUGACGCCAAAUAUAUGUAUUACCUCAAAAGAUUCAUAAUGGAAACCUUAAAAGCCAUCAGGCUGGAUGGGGUGGACGUCAUCGGGUACACGGUGUGGUCUCUCAUGGACGGCUUUGAGUGGCACCGAGGCUAUAGCAUCAGGCGCGGACUCUUCUACGUGGACUUUCUAAGCCAGGAUAAGAAGUUGUUGCCGAAGUCUUCAGCCUUGUUCUACCAACAGCUGAUAGAGAAAAAUGGCUUCCCUCCUUUACCUGAAAAUCAACCCCUAGAAGGGACAUUUCCCUGUGCCUUUGCUUGGGGAAUUGUUGACAACUACAUUCAAGUCGACACCACUCUGUCUCAGUUUACCGACCCGAGCGUCUACCUGUGGGACGUCCACCGCAGCAAGGGGCUCAUUAAGGUGCAGGGCCUCGUGACCCAGAAGAGGAAAUCCUACUGCGCCGACUUCGCUGCCAUCAGGCCUCUGGUCUCCCUGCUCCAGGAAACGCACGCGACGCAUUUCCACUUCGCCCUGGACUGGGCCCUGAUCCUCCCGCUGGGCAACCGGUCCCAGGUGAACCACACGGCCCUGCACUACUACUGCUGCGUGGCCAGCGAACUGGUGCGGGCCAACAUCACCCCGGUGGUGGCCUUGUGGCGACCCGCGGCCCUGCGCCCAGGGCUGCCCGCGCCCCUGGCUGCGCACGGCGCCUGGGAGAACCCCCACAUCGCCCCGGCUUUCGCAGAGUACGCCGGGCUGUGCUUUAAAGCGCUCGGGCCCCACGUCAAGCUCUGGGUGACGGCGAGCGAGCCUUACACUCGGAACCUCACCUACAGGGCCGGCCACAACCUCCUGAAGGCGCACGCGCUGGCCUGGCACCUGUACGACCAGCAGUUCCGGCGCUCGCAGAGAGGGCGAAUCUCCAUCGCCUUGCAGGCCGACUGGGUGGAACCCGCCUGCCCUCUCUCCCCGAGGGACAAAGAGGUGGCCGAGAGAGUUUUGGAAUUUGACAUCGGCUGGCUGGCCGAACCCAUUUUCGGCUCUGGGGAUUAUCCACGUGUGAUGAGGGACUGGCUGACACAAAGAAACGAUUACCUGCUACCUUAUUUCACUGAGGAUGAGAAAAGGCUAAUCCGCGGUUCCUUUGACUUUCUGGCUUUAAGCCAUUACACCACCAUCCUUGUAGGCUGGGAGAAAGAAGAUCCAGGAAAAUACAAUGAUUACCUGGAAGUGCAAGAAAUGACCGACAGCACCUGGCUUAGCUCCCCGGGUCAGGUGGCAGUAGUGCCCUGGGGCUUGCGCAAAGUCCUGAACUGGCUGAAGCUCAAGUACGGAGACCUCCCCACGUACAUCAUCUCCAAUGGCAUCGAUGACGACCUGCACGCAGCCCAAGACGCCUUGCGGGUGUAUUAUAUGCACAAUUAUGUAAAUGAAGCUCUGAAAGCCUAUGUAUUGGAUGGGAUCAAACUUUGUGGUUACUUUGCCUAUUCGUUUAAUGAUCGCACAGCUCCGAAAUUUGGCCUCUAUCGUUACGCCGCCAAUCAGUUUGAGCCCAAACCAUCCAUGAAACAUUACAGGAAAAUUAUUGACGACAACGGCUUCCCGGGUCCCGAGACCCUGGGAGGGUUUUGUCCAGAAGAAUUCACCCUGUGUGCCGACUGCAGUUUUCUUCAUACACGAAAGUCUUUGCUGGCCUUCAUAGCUUUUCUCUGUUUAGCUUUUAUUAUUUCUCUUUCUCUUAUUUUUUACUACUCUAAGAAAGGCAGGAGAAGUUACAAACGGUCCUGAACAUUUUCCCGUUCACUUAUUUUGAAAUAAUUAUGCACACAUGAGCUGUUGACCAUUGCAUUUCUCAGUGUUGUGACACCAUGGAUUUCAUAUAUCCGAUUGCUAGAAAAUCUCUUUGUGGCAUAUGACAGGGAUUUUGAAACGAGCAUGAGUGAUUGUAAAAUCUUGAAUGAUGUCCAUAGUGCCUGAAUUUGUUCCUUUAGCGGGGGUAGGGCGGGAUCAAAAAACCCGACAAGGGCUGUCAUUACUGCAACACUUUCUGUAACAAAAGCAUGACACAUUGAAACAGCUCUGUAACAUUUUCACAGAAACUGAGUGACAAGAUUAGGAUACUUUUUUAUGUGCCCAUUCUUAAAUGUAACGUUUACUUAAAGUAAUAGCCGCAAAU
This is a messenger RNA of Pteropus alecto (black flying fox), 3175 nucleotides long. It is a transcript of the gene KL, whose product is annotated as klotho. The record is from RefSeq and is a predicted model, not a curated record. Gene Ontology annotation, molecular function: hydrolase activity, hydrolyzing O-glycosyl compounds. The transcript has 5 exons. Gene Ontology annotation, biological process: carbohydrate metabolic process. The annotation marks the transcript as partial. Lineage: Eukaryota; Metazoa; Chordata; Mammalia; Chiroptera; Pteropodidae.